GUUCCAUUUCCUCUUGAGCCUUGACAAAUUGCAUUGCUUCGCUUCGUCUUCUUCAUUGUGUAUUCUUCUUUCUCUCUGCAAUAUCGUGCUGCAGCGCGCAGAUAAUACAAGCCAUAAUAAUGGGUACUCAAGGGCCGGGUGAUUACAAUUAUAGCCAAGCCAGUGUUGAUGAAAAAUUGGCCAAGCAGAAGGCUGUUGAUGAUUGGCUUCCAAUUACUUCUUCAAGAAAUGCAAAAUGGUGGUACUCAGCUUUCCACAAUGUCACUGCCAUGGUUGGAGCUGGUGUCCUCAGUCUCCCUUAUGCCAUGGCAGAGCUUGGAUGGGGUCCUGGUGUUGUCAUAUUGGUUUUGUCAUGGGUUAUCACUCUAUAUACCCUAUGGCAAAUGGUUGAGAUGCACGAGAUGGUUCCUGGGAGACGAUUUGACAGAUACCAUGAACUGGGGCAGUAUGCCUUUGGUGAGAAAUUGGGUCUGUACAUAGUGGUGCCCCAACAGCUCAUCUGUGAAGUUGGUGUGGACAUUGUCUACAUGGUUACAGGAGGCAAAUCCCUGAAGAAGUUUCAUGAUACCGUGUGCAGCAGUUGCAAAGAUAUCAAACUCACUUACUUCAUCAUGAUAUUUGCCUCAGUUCACUUUGUUCUCUCCCAUCUUCCGAACUUCAACUCCAUUUCUGGUGUGUCACUCGCCGCGGCUGUCAUGUCCUUGAGUUACUCUACCAUAGCUUGGGCUGCUUCAGUCAGUAAGGGUGUUCAAUCAGAUGUUGAUUAUUCGUACAAAGCUUCGUCAACAAGUGGAACAGUGUUUAACUUCUUAAGUGCCUUGGGGGAUGUGGCUUUUGCUUAUGCAGGCCACAAUGUGGUGCUUGAGAUUCAAGCAACAAUUCCUUCUACACCUGAAAAGCCAUCAAAGGGUCCUAUGUGGAAAGGAGUUGUCGUUGCUUACAUAAUUGUUGCCUUGUGCUACUUUCCUGUUGCUCUAAUUGGGUAUUGGAUGUUUGGCAAUGCUGUUGAAGAUAACAUCCUCAUUUCCUUGGAAAAACCUGCGUGGCUCAUUGCAAUGGCUAACUUGUUUGUUGUUGUUCAUGUUAUUGGAAGCUACCAGAUCUAUGCCAUACCAGUGUUUGACAUGUUAGAAACAUUAUUGGUGAAGAAAUUGAAUUUCAAGCCCAGCAGUGCCCUUCGAUUCAUUGUCCGCAAUUUAUAUGUUGCAUUCACGAUGUUCGUUGGCAUUACCUUCCCCUUCUUCGGAGGUCUACUUGGAUUCUUCGGAGGAUUUGCUUUUGCCCCAACAACAUACUUUUUGCCCUGCAUCAUGUGGCUUGCCAUCUACAAACCAAAGAGAUUCAGCUUAUCUUGGUGCACUAACUGGAUCUGCAUUAUACUUGGUCUCUUAUUGAUGAUUCUGUCACCUAUUGGAGGAUUGAGGUCAAUCAUAAUUUCGGCAAAGGAUUAUAAGUUCUACUCUUGAGUCUGUCAUCCUCAGUAGGGAUGAUUGUUGAAAGGCAUAUUCACAGAAGACUAAUUGUUCAAUCAAGGUUCUACUAGUACAUAUUAUUAGGACCUGGUAGAUUGUCUUCACAGUUUUGGCUCACUGUAGGCGUUAUGCCGGUUGCCAACAAUCUAAGUUAAAGCCAAAAACAUCGUGUUUCUGCCUUUUUUCAAAGAAUAAUACAAAAUAUUAGGCUACUUGUUUCA
Molecule: messenger RNA, 1693 nt
Organism: Mangifera indica (mango)
Lineage: Eukaryota; Viridiplantae; Streptophyta; Magnoliopsida; Sapindales; Anacardiaceae
Product: lysine histidine transporter 1-like
Exons: 8
Coding region: 120-1466 (448 amino acids)
Cellular component (GO): plasma membrane
Source: RefSeq, a predicted model, not a curated record